Messenger RNA from Exophiala viscosa, 429 nucleotides. RefSeq lists its product as uncharacterized. The coding region runs from base 1 to 429 and encodes 142 amino acids. The transcript has 2 exons. Gene Ontology annotation, cellular component: mitochondrial inner membrane peptidase complex. The record is from RefSeq and is a predicted model, not a curated record. Lineage: Eukaryota; Fungi; Ascomycota; Eurotiomycetes; Chaetothyriales; Herpotrichiellaceae.
AUGGCUCCGCCCGAACAACCCUUCCCCGUAAGCUCCCUCGAGCAGCGAGCACAAUUCCACUCCGUCAAUUUUAAGGACAAGAGCAGGAAAUUGGGGGACUUUGAUCUCAAAAGAGAUUGUGAGCUACUCGAGCUUGUCCAAUACAGUUGCACCACGCCCGAGCAGCAAGCUAAGCGUGCUAUGGAAAGUCCGACUGGCAGCGCGAGAAUGGAGUGUUUCCCAUUCGUGCGGCUAUUCAGAAAGUGCGAGAAGAAGGGCAAGGUCUUUCACGUAGAAACCACAGCGUGGGAAGGCCAGAACGCAUGGAAGCCGCUGACGAGCUCACGACCAACGGCCGGGAUGAGCAACAAAGAAGAAGGUACUGUCGACACAGAACUAACGAAAAGCGCCUUUGCUAGAUAUAAGGAGUAUUUCUGGUCCGGAGAAUGA